AUGCAUAUCUCGAACCACGUCGUCACUGCUUUGGCCAUCGCUGCCGGUACUGCCAGUGCCUGGGACACGAAUGGCAAUCACACAGUAACGAUCACCUCUUGCGAGGAAUCUGCUACCGCUGCACCAGUUGUCCCACCCAGUGCUCCUGCUGUCCAACCUAGUGCUCCCGCUGUUCAACCUAGUGCUCCCGCUGUUCAGCCUGGUGCCCCGGAGGUUCCCGCUGGAACUGGCGCACCUGCAGCCCCCGCUGCUCCCGCUGAGUCUGCUGCCCCCGCUGCUCCCGCCGA
Molecule: messenger RNA, 287 nt
Organism: Aspergillus pseudonomiae
Lineage: Eukaryota; Fungi; Ascomycota; Eurotiomycetes; Eurotiales; Aspergillaceae
Exons: 1
Source: RefSeq, a predicted model, not a curated record